Messenger RNA from Tripterygium wilfordii, 3667 nucleotides. RefSeq names its product receptor-like protein kinase. The record is from RefSeq and is a predicted model, not a curated record. Gene Ontology annotation, biological process: protein phosphorylation. The transcript has 3 exons. NCBI's taxonomy places the organism in Eukaryota, Viridiplantae, Streptophyta, Magnoliopsida, Celastrales, Celastraceae. Gene Ontology annotation, molecular function: ATP binding; protein kinase activity; protein binding. Bases 170 to 3493 code for a protein of 1107 amino acids.
UCCGAGUUCACACUGUACCAACCCCAUUCAUGUAUUUAUUUAAUGAAGAUGACCUUUUAACCAUACUUCACUGAUCCACUCAACUCCUCUCCCACUGGUUCUCAUCGUCAAAUGCUGUCCUUGUCCAGGAAACUCGUGUUUACAUUGAUUUUGGAUUUAGGAUAGUGCUAUGGGGCUGGUUUGCUUCCAUGGCUUCUUCUUGUGCUUUGUGUUUGUUCGUUAUGUUGGUGUUACUGCUGCUCUGAGUCCUGAUGGAAUGACUCUAUUGUCACUCAAGAGGCACUGGGUUUCUCUGCCUUCUUCCAUAGCUUCAGGCUGGAACGUCUCUGAUGGGACCCAUUGUUCAUGGGUAGGAGUACAAUGUGAUGACAGUGCCCAAUAUGUGGUAAAUUUGACUCUGUCUUCUUUUGGGAUUACUGGACAAUUAGGUCCUGAAAUUGGGUACCUCAAACACUUGCAAAUUCUUGAUUUGGGCAACAACAGUUUGUUUGGCCAGAUACCCCCACAGUUAGGCAACUGUAGUCUGCUAUGGUACCUGGAUUUGUCUCGAAAUGUAUUUACAGGAGAAAUUUCCGAAAGAUUGAGCCACUUGCAGAAGCUGCAGGUCUUGAGUCUUUUCUCCAACUCUCUAUAUGGUGAAAUACCUGAAACUUUGUUUGAAAUUGUGCGUUUGGAAACGGUGUAUCUAUCCAGCAACAGUUUGAACGGCUCCAUUCCAUGGACUGUGGGGAAGAUGAGUAAGGUUUCUGAGUUGUGGUUAGAUGGCAAUCAACUGUCUGGUCCAAUUCCUGAGUCCAUUGGAAAUUGCAGCAAGUUGCAGGAACUUUAUCUGAGUUACAACAAGUUGGAUGGAGUUUUGCCCCAGAGUUUGUACAAUCUUGAAGACCUGACUUAUUUAGAUGUCAGCAACAAUAUGCUUGAGGGUGGAAUUGCUUUUGGGUUACACAACUGCAACAAUCUGGACACUUUGGUGUUGUCUUACAAUAGUUUUAGCGGGGCUCUUCCGCUGAGUUUGGGCAAUUGUUCUAGCUUGACAACCUUGGCAGUAGUGCAUUGCAACUUAACAGGCAGUAUACCAUCUUCCCUUGGCCGAUUGGAUAAGCUUUCGACUCUCUAUCUUACAGAAAAUCGUUUAUCUGGGAGAAUUCCACCAGAACUAGGGAAAUGCAAGUCACUCAAAGAAUUAUUUCUGUACACAAACGAACUUGAGGGAGAAAUUCCAAGUGAACUGGGAAUGCUGACUGAACUAGAGGAUCUUGAGUUGUUCAGGAACCGUUUGACCGGUGAGAUUCCAAUUGGCAUUUGGAAGAUUCCGAGGCUUCAGCAUCUUCUGGUGUAUAAUAACAGUCUUACCGGAGAACUUCCAUUGGAGAUGACUGAACUUAAGCAACUGAAAAAUCUUUCAGUGUUUAACAAUCUGUUCUAUGGAGUCAUACCUCAAAAUUUGGGAAUCAAUAGCAGCUUACUGCAGCUGGACUUCACUAAUAAUAUGUUUACGGGUGAAAUCCCUCCCAGCAUUUGCUUUGGAAAGCAGUUGAGGGUUCUGAAUAUGGGUCGUAAUCAACUUCAUGGUAGCAUACCUUCUGAUUUAGGAAACUGCACAACCCUCUGGAGAUUGAUACUCCAACAGAAUAACCUGUCAGGGGCUCUUCCGGAGUUCACGGAGAAUCCAAUUCUUUCACACGUGGACAUCAGCCACAAUGACAUCACCGGUGCAAUUCCGUCGAGCUUGGGGAACUGUGGCAAUCUCACAUACAUAAAUUUGUCCAAGAACAAGCUUACUGGACUAAUACCCCAAGAGCUUGGAAAUCUUGCAUAUCUUGAGACACUGGUUCUUUCCCACAACCAUUUGGAAGGUUCUCUGCCACAGCAGCUGUCAAAUUGCAAUAAAUUAGGCCUGUUUGAUGUGGGAUUUAAUCAGUUGAAUGGUUCAAUCCCAUCAAGUUUGCAGAGCUGGACUGAUUUAUCCAUUCUCAUUUUAAGCGAAAAUCGUUUUACUGGUGGCAUUCCAUCCUUUUUGUCAUACUUUGGAAAACUCUCAGAGCUGCAGAUAGGUGGAAAUAUGUUUGGUGGUGAGAUACCCUCCUCGGUUGGUGCUUUACAAGAUCUGAUUUAUGGAUUGAAUCUGAGCAGUAACGGGCUGAAAGGUCGGCUUCCGUCAGAACUAGCAAAGUUGACCAAACUAGAACAUUUUGAUAUAUCUUGGAACAAUCUGGAUGGAACCUUAGCAGUUCUUGAUGAAAUGCAGUCAUUAGUUGAGGUCAAUAUUUCUCACAAUCUCUUCAAUGGUCCAAUUCCGAAAGCAGUGAUGAAUAUGUUGAACUUAUCUGCAUCAUCAUUGUUGGGAAAUCCCGGACUCUGUGUCAAUUGCCUUCCAUCAGAAGGCGAAAAUUGCAGCAAGUACAACAAUUUCGAGCCUUGUGGCAGCGGAUCAAGCAGAGGAAAAACACUUAGUAUGCUGAAGGUUGUACUGAUAUCCUUAGGUUCAUCAGCAUUUGUUGUUUCUGUGGUUAUUGUAGUUUCUGCAAUUUUUUUAUGGAGAAGACCAAAGAGACCCGACGAAGCCUCUGCAGAAGAGGGCUCUUCAUCCCUACUCAACAAAGUGAUGGAGGCUACAGACAAUCUUAGCGAGAAACACAUUAUCGGGAGAGGUGCCCAUGGAGCUGUGUACAAGGUGUCAUUGGCUCAAGACGACGUUUUUGCUGUAAAGAAGAUUUUGCUUGCAGGCCAUAAAGGGGGGAGACGGAGUAUGGUUAGAGAAAUUCAAACCAUUGGAAAGAUCAAGCACCGGAAUCUUAUCAGGUUGCAAGAUUUUUGGUUAAGGAAGGACUACGGCUUGAUCUUGUACGGCUACAUGCAAAAUGGGAGCCUCCAUGAUGUGUUAUUUGGGAAGAAUCCUUUGGUAACUCUAGAAUGGAGAGCGCGCUAUAAGAUAGCUGUUGGAACCGCCCAUGGAUUGGCAUAUCUCCAUUACGACUGUGUUCCUCCUAUAGUACACCGAGACAUCAAACCGGAAAACAUACUGUUGGACUCUGAAAUGGAGCCUCAUAUCUCUGAUUUUGGUAUAGCUACACUCCUGGAUCAGUUUUCUUCUUCAACAGAGUCCAUCUCAGUUGUAGGUACAACAGGAUAUAUUGCACCAGAAAAGGCGUUCAUUGCGACGAACAGCAAGGAGUCUGAUGUGUAUAGUUAUGGAGUUGUAUUACUUCAACUGAUAACCAGAAGAAAGGCAUUGGAUCCAUCAUUCAUGGAUGAAACAGAUAUUGUGGGAUGGGUUAGAUCGCUCUGGAGCAACACUGAGGAAGUGGGUGGGAUUGUUGAUUCGAGUUUAAAGGAGGAACUUUUUGAUUCAAGUAUCAGGAAACAAGUCAUUGACGUGCUUUUGGUGGCUUUGAGGUGCACAGAAAUGGAACCAAGCAAGAGACCUACCAUGAGAGAUGUAGUGAAGGAAUUAUCCAACGCAAAUGUCUCUGUGAGAUGCAAAGACAGCUAGGUUUUCUUAACUUGAUAUCGAUAUAGCUAGGCUAAUGUCAAUAAUAAUAAAGUUGAUCUUUUCUUUCCCUUUCUUUCCCCAGUGAGAAGCAAAAAUAUCUCCUUAAUAUCUUGCCCUUGUAAUCUUGAAAAUUAUGCCUCGUGAUCAGAAAGUCAACUCAUAAUUUUCUCUCGA